Molecule: messenger RNA, 2870 nt
Organism: Oncorhynchus masou masou (cherry salmon)
Lineage: Eukaryota; Metazoa; Chordata; Actinopteri; Salmoniformes; Salmonidae
Product: PTB-containing, cubilin and LRP1-interacting protein-like
Exons: 3
Coding region: 189-863 (224 amino acids)
Biological process (GO): regulation of cell population proliferation; negative regulation of D-glucose import across plasma membrane; regulation of reactive oxygen species metabolic process
Cellular component (GO): cytoplasm
Source: RefSeq, a predicted model, not a curated record
GCCCCUUGCAGACCAGUCUCGGGAAUUGCUUGCAGGCGAAAGCUUCAUCAAGCUCCAUUGGAAUUCACUGUCUGUUUUCUCCAGAUUGCAGAAGAGGAGAAGCAAGCGCCGAAAACAAGCAGAUGUGAGCUGGACUACAUAGAGAAUAACCAGCAGCAGUAGUUACGGAAACCUUUGAUUCUACUAAAAUGUGGCAGCCAGCGACAGAGCGAUUGCAGCACUUCCAGACGAUGCUGAAGACCAAGCUGAACGUGCUGACACUGAGGAAGGAGCCGUUGCCCACGGUGAUAUUCCACGAGCCGGAGGCCAUCGAGUUGUGCUCUACCACCCCACUCAUAAAGAAAAACACCCAUAACGGCUACAAGGUGACGUACCUGGGCAAGGUGACCAUCUCAGGGACCCAGUUCCUGUCGGGCUGCACAGAGUCGGCAGUGGUGGGCCUGUGGGACCGCCGUGCGCUGGCCCAGGAAGAGCACCUCCCUGCCAACUCCCUCCUGGAGAUCCGCCCCUUCCAGGUGCGCCUGCACCACCUGGAUGGGCGCGGUGAGGCCUCGGUCACCAUGGACACGUACCAGGUGGCGCGCAUCGCCUACUGUACGGCGGACCACUGCACGAGCCCCAAUGUGUUCGCCUGGAUCUACCGGGAGAUCAACGACGACCUGACCUUCCAGAUGGACUGCCACGCCGUGGAGUGUGAGAGCAAGCUGGAGGCCAAGAAGCUGGCCCACUCCAUGAUGGAAGCCUUCCGCAAGACCUUCCACAGUAUGCGCAGCGAUGGACGCAUCCACAAGAGCGGCUCCUCGGACGAGUUCGCCACUGACGACUCCGCUCCAGAUGACUCCACCCCCGAGGAGGACAGCUGAGCACCCGGGUUGCCGCCCCCCUCCCCCGGUCGCAAGCCGUGAGGGGAGGUGCACAGGUGCAGCCGGAGCACUCUUUCUACUCUCUGUCUCUCUUACUCUACUCUGGUUUAAGGAAAAAACUCAAAUUGACUGACGCACAGACCGCAAACGCCGACUAAAGAAUGACAAGGACGUAGUUUUAAAAAGGGAAAAAAUUAUAGGAGGACAAAGGAACCACAGGAGAUGAAACAUAUGGGGAAGCCAAACUAAACUAGCACUGCCUCUUUGGAUAAAUAGAUCCUCAAACAUCUGGAUAGCCAUUGAAGCGCAUGAUCUGCCCAUUAGAGAUGAGUGAAUAAUGGUUAUAAGACAUUCCCAAUCGACGCUGCUGUCUGUCCGUCCGUCUGUCUGUCUGCAAUGUGCAGAGAGACUCUGCCUCUUUACCCCGCCGUGCGCCCCUUACUCAGCCCUUCCCGCCCAAUCAAAAGCCAAGAUCACGUCCUAAGAAUCCCAGAUCACUGCCUCAUGUUCUGACUUUAAAACAACAACACUAUGGAGUUACGAGUUAUGCCUGUAGCACUGUUAAAUGUGGGAUAUAAAGAGAAAGCCUUGACUCUAAUAUAUGUGUGGAAGGUUGCCGGGAGGAGGGAGGUCUUGACAUAUUUAUUAGGCCACAAGAGUGUCAUCUCUUAUCGAUCACAUUUUGAUUCCUUUUUUGGAAGCAUACCAAAAGUGAGUCUUUUAGCUGUGUCUUGUCUGUUGAUUUUGUGCCUCACUUCUAACAUACCAAGGCUGGUCUCUGUCCCGCAAUCCCAAACGUGUGCGUGUGUGUGUGUGUGUGUGUGUGUGUGUGUGUGUGUGUGUGUGUGUGUGUGUGUGUGUGUGUGUGUGUGUGUGUGUGUGUGUGUGUGUGUGUGUGUGUGUGUGUGUGAGUGUGUGUGUGUGUGGAAUGUGUGAUCUAAGAAAAAGGAUUGUCUGGAGAGAGAGCAUGACCGAUAAUGGGCUAGUAAUCCAACUAGAAGUGUAAAACCUGUCACAGCCUUUGUGGCAUCCAUUUUGGGAAGCUCUGCAGGGCUUUUUAAAUUUAAACAAGAAUGUGACCAUUUGACACAUUUUUUUGUUUUGUAUGAAAAGGGAAAGUAAAUGUGACAGUCACAGAAACCGAUGUUCUUGGACCCCAAAAAUAGCCAUCCAUAAAGAAUACCUGAAGCCUCUUGGCCUGUGCUGAAUGUAUUAUAGGUAUGUUGUGCUGCAAGCUCCUUACACCUUUUAGUUACUUUGUUGUUUUAGUGCAUUUCUUCUACAUAGUUUUAUCUGGAUUAGGUGCAGUUGGCUAGGGCAGUUUUCUGUACAGACACCUUAAGGGAACAAUUAUGUCUUGUGGGCUCGAUGCGUGUUGAGUCCAUGAACAGACACACACAGUUCAGUUUCCCUGGGCUGUCGAAGGGUAUGAGCGACCAUUCUGGGGCAACUGGAAGCCUCUACGACACAAGAGCUCCACCCCUCCCACCCCCUUUUCGAACAAGACUCUUUUGAAUGGACUGGUACUCACAGUGGGUGGGUGAUGUAUUUUUUUCUGUUGUGACUGAAGCAGAUUUUAUUAAGAUGGCUCUGGUCAGUACGUACAUAUAUAAAUAUAUACAUUGUAUUUGAAACUCAUUCAAUAAGCUUAUGUAAAUACAAAAAAAAAUAUCUGUUUCCAAAUAUUACAGCAUUAAAUGUUGAUAGCUAUUUUAAAUAAACAAUGGGAACAUCAAAGACAUCACCAGUGUUUUAAAGUCAAUUGCGAAUAUGUAUGAGUUCCAUAGAACUGGCUGUUGAGAGGGUGUGUGAGCCCGGGACACAGGGCUUGAAAUGCCAGGAUGACAGGAGGAGGGAAUGUUUAUAAAGCUGUAGAUUACUGUGUCAUGUCUUGUCUGAAGGCUCGGACGUGCUUUAAAUGUCUGGAAAUGUUACCAUAAGUGUUUUCUAUACAGAAUUUGCAAAGAUAAAGAAGGCAUCACAUAUAAACUAUUUACCAAGACUGAC